This is a messenger RNA of Mercenaria mercenaria, 1716 nucleotides long. RefSeq lists its product as uncharacterized. The transcript is spliced from 2 exons. Lineage: Eukaryota; Metazoa; Mollusca; Bivalvia; Venerida; Veneridae. The record is from RefSeq and is a predicted model, not a curated record. Bases 34 to 642 code for a protein of 202 amino acids.
UUGUCUAGCUAAAAUAUCUGAAUUAUCUUGAUAAUGGUUCUGUGCAGUCUCAUGGUUUCUUGUGGCCUGGUCCAGCAGGGUGUGAGGUCCCUUCUCUCUGCCCUCGGAGCUUGGCCUGUUCCUUCCGAGGGCAGCCACGGGUUAGAUACCGAGACCGAGGUGAUGAGGGCACCACUGCCCAGUGGUGAGGAGGUCACUGCUGAGUCAGUGCAGGAGGAGCUUCUCCCUGUUGCGACUCCUGUCACUUGCCAGCCUCAGCCCACCGCCUGUCCCAGGGUAGACGUCACGGCUGUCCCAGAGGAUGCACCCGUCGUUGACGCAGCAGGUAUUGGGGAAGGGGUUCCUCAGGUUGUCCGUCCUGAGGAACAUGAGGUGGGUCCCGUACCCCAGGAGGGUCCUGUGCCUUUUCCUUUCGUACCUGAGGUUGAGGUGGUUCUUCCACCUCUACCGGUUAUCUUAGGGAACACAGGAGAUGGGGAGUCUCUUGGAGGGGUGGUUGGGGAUUUGGAGGUUAGUCCUGUGGAGUGUCCUGAUCCUGAGCCAGUUGUAGGUGCAGAGGUUUUCGUUCCAAGACGGUCAACUAGGACCCGUCGACCUCCUUCCUUUCUGCAGAUUACAUGGGUGGGCAAGUCCUAUGAUUGAAUGGCCAAGGACCUCAACCCUGAUCCCCCAUUUGAGGUUGAUGAGAACGAUGAGCAGAAAAGGAAUGUUUAGUAUAGUUUAACUUCAAGUAUUUUUAUAGUCACUUUAAGGUUAAGUGUAUAAUUAUAUUUCCUAUGUUUAAUUAUUUUAGCUUCAUUCUGGUAAAAAACUCUAAAUUUUUUCAGUAUUCACAAUAUUAUUAAUAAUACCUGAAAAUUAGUUUCCUGCCCUUAAAAUCGUCAUUUUCCCCCGAAAUGCCAUUUUCAAGGGCAGAUAACACUGCACUCUCCCCGCUUAAAUAAUAAACAUCAGUUCUAUUUAUAUUGAUAUCCCUUUAUAUUUGAAUUGCUUCAAUUUGGGGUUAAAUAUAUACCAAACAUUUUCUGUUUCCUGCCAGUUCUUUGAAACCCUGUCAUAGUUGUAGUUUAUUUUACAAAAAAUACAAAAAAAUACAAAAAAAAAAAAAAAAAUACAAAAAAUACAAAAAAAAAAAAAAAAAAAAAAAAAAAAAAAAAAAAAAAAAAAAAAAAAAAAAAAAAAAAAAAAAAAAAAAAAAAAAAAAAAAAAAAAAAAAUACAAAAAAAAAAAAAAUACAAAAAAAUACAAAAAAAAUGCAUGUUAAUGCUUGUGUGAGUGAUGUUGUGUGCAUGUUCUGUUUGGUUGUUGCAUGUUUUUUGAAUGGUGAUGAAUGCAUGUUUUUAUGAUGGGUGCAUGUUCUUAAAUGGUGGAGGGUGCAUGUUUUUAAAUGAUGGAGGGUGAAUGUUUUUAAAUGGUGGCGGGUGCAUGUGUUUUUAAAUGGUGGCAGGUGCAUGUGUUUUUAAAUGGUUGCGAGUGAAUGUUUUUAAAUGGUGGCAGGUGCAUGUGUUUUUAAAUGGUGGUGGGUGCAUGUGUUUUUAAAUGGUGGUGGGUGCAUGUGUUUUUAAAUGGUGGCGGGUGCAUGUGUUUUUAAAUGGUGGCGAGUGAAUGUUUUUAAAUGGUGGCCGGGUGCAUGUGUUUUUAAAUGGUGGCGGGUAAAUGUUUUUAAAUGGUGGCGGGCGCAUGUGUUUUUAAAUGGUGGCGGGUGCAUGUGUUUUU